Lacerta agilis (Sand lizard) is the source of this 2025-nucleotide messenger RNA. RefSeq names its product thyroid hormone receptor interactor 6 (gene TRIP6). The record is from RefSeq and is a predicted model, not a curated record. Gene Ontology annotation, biological process: cell-cell adhesion. The transcript has 10 exons. Gene Ontology annotation, cellular component: focal adhesion; stress fiber. Lineage: Eukaryota; Metazoa; Chordata; Lepidosauria; Squamata; Lacertidae.
GAGAGAGAAAGGGAAGGAAAGUUUUCUGGGACGGAAGAAAGUUUGCAAGAAAGUUGAGCGCGGCGCCUCGGCGCGGGAGGGGAUCGAGCUGGGGCCGCAGGAAGAUCGACCCCACAAGCUGCCAGCUCCUGGGAUCAGCUCCCCCACGUGAUGUCUGGCCCCACCUGGCUUCCCCCGAAACAGGUGGGGGUCCCGGGGCAGGCUGGGGUCACGGUUUCUGCUCCGGCCUCCUUCAAGCCCCAGAAGAGUUUUGCUUCUUCUCCAGGUGCCCCCCAACCCAACUAUGGGUCUCAGGAGGCCAACGGGACGAUGAGCGUGACGGGGCUGCCCCCGCAGUACCUACCCCCCGUGCCAGGCCCUCCGCCCCAUAUUCACGACCCCACCGCUGACCAUCAUUACUCGUCCGCGGACGAGAGAGGAUCCGGGGGUUCCUGGGGCAGCGUUUCUCCUCCUGGAUAUCCCCUGCAGCAGGGGGCGUCUCUUGACCAAGGUCCCCCCCGCCCCUCCAGCAUCGACAUCCAGAUAGACUCCCUCACCAGCAUGCUGGCCGAUUUGGAGAGCGCCCGGCAGCGCCGCGGCGAGAGGCAGAACUUGGAGCCCGCUCCCUACUCCCACAGCCUCCCUCAGGCUGGCAUUGCCAAACCUGCCUCUGCCUACAAACCGGGCCCUUCCGGAACCUUCUCCGCCAAGCCUCCGGGGUUCGACGCCUACGCCAAGAGCGCCCCUUACGGCGGGUAGCCAGCCCCUGCCCAGUAUGGCAGUGCCCCUGUUCCCGGAGACCCCUACGCUGCCAGCUACCACCGGCCGGGCACGGCCGCCAAACCGUACCCCCAGCCGAUGCCCGCCUCGUACGCCACGGCUUCCUCGUCCGCCGGCCCGCCCUUCAACGUCCAAGUCAAGGUGGCGCAGCCUGUCGCCGGCUACAACCAGCCCCGGCGCCGGGCAGAGCAAGCAUACGGCCCGCCGUCCCCCCGGCUGGGCUACCGGGCGAAGCCGCCCCCUCAGUACGCCUCGGAGGUGGGCGGCCGGCCCCGGGUCCACGACGCCGAGCCCUGGUACCCGGAGCCGCCGUCGUACGGCCGGCGGAUGGCCGAAGGGGAGUUCUACCCGGGGCCCGGCAAGGUGGGGGCGCCGGUGGGGCAGUACCACCCCGGGUUGGCGAAACCGGGGAAGGAGGAGAUGGCGGUCGCCUCACAGGUGCCGGCGGCGGGAGGAGGACUGAGGUUUCAGCACCAGGUCCCCCCCAGCCGGCCAGAAGAGGAGCUGGACCGGCUGACAAAGAAGCUGGUGUACGACAUGAACAACCCUCCGUCGGGCGAGUAUUUCGGCCGCUGCGCCCGCUGCGGGGAGAACGUGGUUGGCGACGGCACGGGCUGCGUGGCCAUGGACCAGGUCUUCCACGUGGAGUGCUUCACCUGUGCCACCUGCCGCUGCCGCCUGCGUGGGCAGCCGUUUUACGCCAUCGACCGGCGCUCCUUCUGCGAAUCCUGCUACAUUGUGACCUUGGAAAAAUGUUCUAUGUGCUCCAAACCCAUCAUGGACCGGAUCCUGCGGGCGAUGGGGAAAGCCUACCACCCACAGUGCUUCACCUGCGUGGUUUGCCAUCGCUGCCUUGAUGGCGUCCCGUUCACAGUCGAUGCCACCAGCCAAAUCCACUGCAUUGAAGACUUCCACCGGAAGUUCGCCCCCCGGUGCUCUGUUUGUGGUAAUGCCAUCAUGCCGGAGCCUGGGAAGGAGGAGACCGUGCGGAUCGUUGCCCUGGACCGCAGUUUUCACAUAGGCUGCUACAAAUGCGAGGAGUGUGGGCUGCUCCUCUCCUCCGAGGGCGAAGGCCGAGGCUGCUACCCGCUGGACGGCCACAUCCUUUGCAAGAGCUGCAGCGCUCGGCGGAUCCAGGAGCUCUCCUCCAAGAUCACCACGGACUGCUGAUGGCUUCUGCCUCCCCCCGUCUCCUUGUUGGUUUUCUCUAUGGGUUUCCGCCUCCUCAACCGCACCACAUUUUGCACCCCACUUCCUGCUGCCUUU